Molecule: messenger RNA, 774 nt
Organism: Linum tenue
Lineage: Eukaryota; Viridiplantae; Streptophyta; Magnoliopsida; Malpighiales; Linaceae
Source: the annotation of a GenBank genome assembly
AUGAAGAGCAUCAAUCACUCCAGUUUAUGGAGGGGCAUUCGUAAAGCAUUCCCACUGAUGCAACAAGCCACAGUGUGGAGCAUUAGAGACAGCAGAACAACCGAUUUCUGGAAUCAUCAUUGGAUCGAUCAUGAAACUGUCCUGGGAGAACACUGCCUUAGAGCGUUAACAAAGGAGGAGCAAUCAAUGACUGUGGCUGAAAUGGUUGAUGACAAAGGUGAGUGGGACUGGAGACACCUGAAAUCUCUCCUUCCUAAUGAUAUCCUUUGUUGUAUUGAAGGAAUGGAGACACCAGCUCGGGAUUUGGGAGAGGACACGACGAUUUGGGGACUGGAAAGGGAUGGCAGGUUCAGGUUCAAGUCAGCCUACCUCCUUGCUUCCAAUGAGACUGGGAACGAUCCUGAACUGGGAUGGAAAGAGCUCUGGAAAUGGAAGGGACCAAGCAGAGUGAAACAUUUUCUCUGGCUCGUUCUGCACAACAGGCUUCUCACCAACUAUGAACGAGCAACCAGAAACAUGACAUCAGACACAAACUGCAAAGCUUGUGAUGGUGAGAUCGAAACUACUGAACAUAUUCUCAGACAUUGCAGGAAGACAGAAGGAGUAAGGCGAUUCCUGAAGAUUGACCAUCAGCCACACGAUUUGAGGAACUUCAAUCAAUGGAUGAUGGACAAUAUUAGAGAAGAGAAUGGGGGGGUUCAGAUUUGGCAUUGCUUGCUGGCUGAUCUGGAAGCAGAGAAACGAAGAGGUGAUGGAUGGAAAAAGAUACUUUGA